Messenger RNA from Papilio polytes (common Mormon), 1771 nucleotides. RefSeq lists its product as uncharacterized. The coding region runs from base 98 to 1735 and encodes 545 amino acids. NCBI's taxonomy places the organism in Eukaryota, Metazoa, Arthropoda, Insecta, Lepidoptera, Papilionidae. The transcript is spliced from 3 exons. The record is from RefSeq and is a predicted model, not a curated record.
UUUGACAGGCCACUUGGCAUAUUUUUUAAUUUCAAAGUGUCACAUUAAAAGAAAGUCCUUCUAUUUCUGUUUUGAAGUUAACACAAAUGGCCCAGACAUGAGUGAAAUGUACCAGGAGCAGCAUCCAUUGUUGUGCGAUGAUUUCUCUGACGACGACUUCAACUGCCAAAGCUAUAGUCCUCGGGCAAAUAUACGCAUGCGCCCCCUCGUAUACAGCGGUCGAGCUAAGACCCAGAUGAAAGGGGCCGUUGCGGUUAUGACCAGCUGGCCAGAGCAAUGGUGGUCAACACUGAAGUACUGGUGGAUGGGAAUUGCCAUGUUUGCUAUCAUAGUUUUAAUUGUUUACAACAGUGUAGUUGCCUUCUCAAUGCUUUCACUUACCUAUACUAAAAUAGGAAAACCUAGACUACCUUACAAAGCUUUCGAGAAUACUGUGAUAGAUGAUACCAAACUCAAUGUAUACAUGCACAUUUUCGCUAACAAAUAUGAAGAAAUCAAUUUAAAUACAAUAUUACCGUAUGUGGAAAUAAUGUCAAAAAAAUAUCAAACAUUUAAAUUUCACCUUGUCGCUGUAAUAAAUUAUACAAUUAAAGAAAGUGACAGAAUGAAUGAUCAAAGUAGAAAUGACUUAGCUCUCGAGUCUUUAUGGAAAGAUGAAUCCUUCGACAUGAACCGUAAAGUAAUCUUUCAAAAUAACCUUAUUUUAACUUAUGUUGCAUUAAAUAAAUACAUUGAUAAUCCAGUUCUGCCAAAACUUAAUAAAAGUCUCUCUGAAGAAUUUACUGAAUUUUUUGUAAGGGCCUUGUCUAUUUGGGAGAAAGGUGGAGUUGCUUUUAACCCAAUUAUACUCACACCAAAAACGCCCAACGCCAUUUACUUAGAAAAGAUACAAAAUGUACUCAAUAAGUACAAAUUAAUUGAUAACAAAAAAUCUGAGAUUAAAAUAAAUGCAAAUAAUCAUCAAGGAAUACACACUAAAAAGAAAGUUAAUAAUAUUCGCGAUAUAAUAGAAGCUUUGGAAGCUGGAGAUAAAAUUUACAACAAUUCCCAAUACAAUUUAUUGGAAGAAGAAAAUAGAGUCAACUUAGUCCCUUCUCUUAACGACAAAACUAUUUUAAGAAAUGAAAAUGCCUCCGAUCCCCUGUUUCUAUUACAAACCGUACACGAGAUUUCUAACAAAAAAACGAAACCAAUCCAACAAAACAAAGCCAGUGAUCGCUUCAAAAAAGAAAUUGGUGGGCAUCAUCAACAUCAAUUACAAAUGGAAUCAAAAAUUAACUUGAACAAUGACACUCGACCAAGUUUACUUCCUUUGUUUUUAGAAUUUUUAUUCCCUAAAAGAGAUAGUUUUGUAUCUGAUGAUAUAAGAGCGAAAAGAAGUGAGAAACCAAACGAUAAGAGUAAUGGUUCAAAAACAGAACAUGAAUCCAUUUAUCAGACAUCCCAUGAAAACGAUAUUCAUGUAUCAUUUGAAAAUAACAAACAACAGGAUCUAAAUUCAAAUUAUCACACAGAAAACUGUGAACAUGACACAAAUACUCACUUGACAAUUGAUUUAAAGGGGAAUGUUAUAGCCUCAAACACGCCUUGCCACGCAUUUGUGGCCUCAUUGCUUAGUAAUGUAGCUGAUCAUAUUGAAGGAGAAACGCUUUCUGAAUAUAUUAUUGCACAAUUAACUAUUUUUUGUAAAGGAGUUCUUUUUUCCUGUAAGGGUAUCGAUGUAAUUUUAUUAUAGAGUUAUUUUAAAAUAUUCUUGAAGAUAUUGUUGUUA